Molecule: messenger RNA, 2827 nt
Organism: Oncorhynchus kisutch (coho salmon)
Lineage: Eukaryota; Metazoa; Chordata; Actinopteri; Salmoniformes; Salmonidae
Gene: ctps1b
Product: CTP synthase 1b
Exons: 18
Coding region: 636-2393 (585 amino acids)
Biological process (GO): CTP biosynthetic process; pyrimidine nucleobase biosynthetic process
Cellular component (GO): cytoplasm; cytoophidium
Molecular function (GO): identical protein binding; CTP synthase activity
Source: RefSeq, a predicted model, not a curated record
AGAACGUGCGCAGGCAAGUAGUAACAAUAUCGUGCAUGACACAGAAUACAUGAAGAAUUGACUUUAUAUCAUUACAUGUGUGAUCCUCCUGGGGCUUGUGUGAACGAUUUGAUCUGUAUUUGUAUAAUUCGGCGAGUUCAAAUCGAGUAGAAGCUAGCUACGCGUUUGCUGUGCUUACUACACCAGAUAGUUAGCAAGACAGCUACGUAUUAGUAUUAUAGCUUGAUCAAGUGAGGUCUACUGUUGCAAUGGUAAUGGACUCUCCCAGUGGUGAUAGUCAUUUUACAUCGCAAGCUAGCGAGAUCAUGUAAGAAGCAGCGAACCUGGCUGGCUAUACUUGUCAUAUCAUGUGACUUAUAUUUUAGUGUAUAAACAAAACGAUCGACACAGAAACGAUGUGAUUGCCAUGAGGAAUUCGCAAUUCAUAUUCAUAUUCAACUGUAGUGCCAUUUUUAUUUCCCGCCAUUGGCUUUCCGCAAUUGUGACAAGUUGAAACUGUGUGAACAACCCGUCUCGAGCUCCAGACAAAAUAAACUACAGCCACAGAACACUAUAGUAGUUAGAAGUGAACAUACAAACAUGAACGGUGUUCAUGUAAUAGAAGAGAUCCAAACACUACGGUUUCACAUGCCACUAUGAAGUACAUCUUGGUCACUGGAGGUGUCAUAUCCGGAAUUGGCAAGGGCAUCAUUGCCAGUAGUGUGGGCUUAAUCCUGAAGUCCUGUGGUCUGCAUGUGACUGCCAUCAAAAUCGACCCCUACAUCAACAUUGAUGCUGGCACCUUCUCACCUUAUGAACAUGGUGAAGUGUUUGUGUUGGACGAUGGAGGUGAGGUGGACCUGGAUUUAGGAAACUACGAGCGCUUCCUGGACAUCAGGUUAACCAGGGACAACAACCUGACCACGGGCAAAAUCUACCAGUCUGUCAUCAACAAGGAGAGGAGGGGAGACUACUUGGGCAAAACUGUACAGGUGGUGCCACACAUCACAGAUGCCAUUCAGGAGUGGGUGGUGAAGCAGGCCAAGAUCUCAGUGGAUGACGAUGGGGUGGAGCCACAAGUCUGUGUUAUAGAGUUGGGAGGCACUGUGGGAGACAUUGAGAGCAUGCCAUUUAUCGAGGCCUUCAGACAGUUCCAGUUCAAGGUGAAGAGGGAUAACUUCUGCAACAUUCAUGUCAGCUUAGUCCCACAGCCCAGUGCCACAGGAGAACAGAAGACGAAACCCACUCAGAACAGUGUCCGAGAGCUCCGUGGACUAGGACUCUCCCCAGAUCUGAUCAUGUGCCGCUGUGCGACACCUCUGGAGAACGCUGUCAAAGAGAAGAUCUCCAUGUUUUGUCACGUAGAGCCCACGCAGGUCAUCUGCGUGGCAGAUGUGUCGUCCAUCUACAGAGUACCCCUACUACUGGAGGAGCAGGGGGUGGUGGGCUAUAUCUGCCAGCGGCUGGACCUGCCUAUUGAGAUGAGGGCCAGGAAGAUGCUCACCAAGUGGAAGGAGAUGUCCGACAGGUCUGACCGACUCCUGGAACAUGUGUCCAUCGCCCUGGUAGGGAAGUACACAAAGUUCUCUGACUCAUAUGCCUCUGUCAUCAAGGCCCUGGAGCACUCAGCCCUCGCCAUCAACCACAAACUAGAGAUCAAGUUCAUCGACUCUGCAGACCUAGAGCCAAAUACACUGCAGGAGGAGCCUGUGAAGUACCACGAGGCCUGGCAGAAACUCUGCAGUGCUGAUGGUGUCUUGGUACCUGGAGGCUUCGGUGUACGGGGGACAGAGGGGAAAAUCCAGGCUAUCAGCUGGGCAAGGAAAAAGAAAAAGCCAUUUUUAGGGGUAUGUUUGGGCAUGCAGUUGGCAGUGUGUGAAUUUGCCCGCAAUGUUCUUGGCUGGCAAGAUGCAAACUCUACUGAAUUCCACCCAGAAUCUAAACACCCUGUGGUGAUUGACAUGCCAGAACACAACCCUGGGCAGAUGGGUGGGACUAUGAGGCUGGGGAAGAGGCGGACCAUCUUCAAAUCCAACACCAGCAUUUUGAGAAAGCUGUAUGGUGAUGCUGAAUAUGUUGACGAGAGGCAUCGUCACCGUUUUGAGGUGAACCCUGAGCUGAAGCACCACUUUGAGGAGAGGGGCUUCCAUUUUGUCGGCCAAGACGUAGAGGGAGAGAGGAUGGAGGUCAUUGAGCUGGAUGAUCAUGCCUAUUUUGUUGGAGUGCAGUACCACCCAGAGUUCACUUCUCGUCCCAUCAAGCCCUCGCCCCCCUACUUUGGCCUCCUGCUGGCUGCAGCAGGGAAACUCCAGAGCUACCUACAGAAAGGUUGUCGCCUCUCACCACGAGACACAUACAGUGACCGCAGCGACAGCAGCUCUCCAGACUCUGAGAUCGCUGAACUGAAAUUUUAGGAAUUACCAGUUACAUGUAUCUGUUACUCUGUUGAUGCUGUUAUAGUUCACCUCAUCUUUUCGAACUCAAUACACAGCCUCCGCUCAUCUACCUGACAAUAAAUACUUUUUUCUGUCACCCAACGGAAGGUCUCAUUACUGAGAAAAGUAGCUCACUGAAAUGAUGCAGGAAACUAAAAUGGCUAGAUUUUUGACUAUUUUUAAACAAUUGAAUUGAACAAUUGAAUGCAACAUAUCGGCAUUACAAUGCCCCCCUUUUUAAAUGGUAUUCUUCAAAGUGAAACUUUGUCCAAGAACACUAAGAAACAACAGUGUGAAUACAGUUUGAUAAUAUGUAAAUGUAGUAAGAGAUGUAUGUGCUUGUCAAUUUCCCUCAGAAAAAAACACCCAGCGAGGUGUUAUUGAAUAAAACAGUGAUGCACUAAUGAAUGGAA